AUGCGAACCAGUUUCGAUCCGGAAAUGGAGUUGCCCAAAUUUCAGAAAUGGUUCCAAGAGAAUCCCCAUCUUUCACGCCAGCAUAUUCAGAAUUAUGUGGUGCAAUUGAAUGCCUUGGAGUCGCGUCGAGGUCGCAAGCCUUUGGAUGUCAAUAAUGUGGUCUACUGGUUUAAGAAUGCUCGCGCAGCCCAGAAACGGGCCGAGAUGAGGGGCAAUGUGACCACCACAAUGAGUGCCCUGGGACACGCGGCCAUGAACGGUUAUCUGAGUCAGCAUCAUGGAGCCCAAUUAGGGCAGAACUCCAGCUCGAGUGCUGGUAGCCAGCCCAGCAUGAGCAUGGGCAAUCUGUCGGGCAAGUCGCAUGAUUAUCUCAAGAGUCCCAUGAGCUUGAAAUCAGAAGAUAUUGAUACCAUGUCCCAGCAUUCCAAUGAUAUGGAUGAGGAGGCGCCUGUAAGUCGGUCAAAUACUCCACAAUUGCCGCUCUCCCUGACCACCCACGAGACGAAUCGGAAUUCCCCGCUCAUGGAUGGCGAUGAGGAGCACGAUGACGAUGAGGCCACAGCACCCACAAGAGCUAAGAGUGAAAUUAGCGAUGUGAUCAAUGGCAAUGUGCAUAGGGACGAACGCCAACAGCAACAGCAGCAGGAGAAAUCCAAUGAAGAGCACAAGGAUGACAUUUCCAAGGAGCAUACGGAAGGUGGACAUAACGAGCAGGAUCAUGAGCAAUUACCCGAUGAUUCGGCUCUCAAUCACAACAACAAUGAGAAUAAGUUGACCACCCCGAAAUGCCGCAGCACACCCAAAGAGGAGGAAGAUGAUCUGGAUAUGGAUGACGAUGACUUGGAGGACAAUGACAAUGAGAACGAUGCCAGUCAUUUGGAUGAAUUUCGUUCCCCCUCGCCGGCCAUGGAUGGCAAUUUGGUGGCCGCCUCGCACAAGGAUCAACAAUUGCCCUUUCCAUGGUACCCAAUUCGAUGUUCUCGCAAUCCUUCAUGUACAUGA
Molecule: messenger RNA, 1002 nt
Organism: Drosophila willistoni
Lineage: Eukaryota; Metazoa; Arthropoda; Insecta; Diptera; Drosophilidae
Product: suppressor of Mek1-like
Exons: 1
Coding region: 1-1002 (333 amino acids)
Biological process (GO): chromatin remodeling; regulation of transcription by RNA polymerase II
Molecular function (GO): DNA-binding transcription factor activity, RNA polymerase II-specific; RNA polymerase II cis-regulatory region sequence-specific DNA binding
Source: RefSeq, a predicted model, not a curated record